UGUUUGGUGUUGGGUUUUGUGGGUGAUUGUUCCUGUCUCUGUGUUUGCACGCUGGUUUAGGUUUUCACAUUUCUUGUUUUGUUAGUUUGUUAAUGUGUAGUUGCUUUAUUAAAGAACCAUGAAUAAUCACCAUGCUGCGUUUUGGUCCGCCUCUCCUUCGACUCAAGAAAACCGUUACAGUGCUACACAAGUUGAGGAACUUACUUUAACUUCCUGUUUUACUGGGUAUGUUCAACAAAAAGUAUGACAGCUCUCUUACAUUAUAUUGUUUUUCUAUCAGCUCUAGUCCAAGGAUCAGAGUCCAGCAUUGAGACUCUGAAACGGUUUGUGCUGAAGGGAGAAAAUGUUCGUCUGGACGUCCAGGGAUAUGCUAAACUAAAUAAUAUUGACGAUUUAAAGUGGACUUUUAACAAAUCUCACACUUUAGUAAAAUACUCCAAUGAAUCAUCAACAGUGGUCCCGCCUGUCCGGCGCUGCUGCCGGAGUCUCCCGCCUGUCCGGCGCUGCUGCCGGAGUCUCCCGCCUGUCCGGCGCUGCUGCCGGAGUCUCCCGCCUGUCCGGCGCUCCCCUAUAGGUUAAGGUUUUGCGGCCGGAGUCCGCACCUUUGGGGGGGGGGGGGUACUGUCACGUUCUGACCUUUAUUUCCUUUGUUUUAUCAUUAUUUAGUAUGGUCAGGGUGUGAGUUGGGUGGGCAGUCUAUGAUUGUUUUUCUAUGUUUUGGGGUAUUUCUAUGUUUCGGCCUAGUAUGGUUCUCAAUCAGAGGCAGGUGUCAUUAGUUGUCUCUGAUUGAGAAUCAUACUUAGGUAGCCUGGGUUUCACUGUGUUUGUGGGUGAUUGUUCCUGUCUCUGUCUUUGCACCAGAUAGGACUGUUUAGGUUUUCCAUGUUUAUUGUUUUGUAGUGUUCAUGUGUACAUUUACGUAUUAAAAGAACCAUGGACACUUACCACGCCGCAUAUUGGUCCUCUGAUCCUUUUCGCCUCUCCUCUUCGGAAGAAGAGGAGGAAAUCCCUGACAGCAGGGUUGAGUUUAGUGAGGCAAACUUCUCUCUAGUACUGAAGAACCUACAGGAAGGAGACAGUGGUCUUUAUGACGCAGGAGUGAGUGGUGAAGAAAACAAAGAUGUUGCCAAGUACCAGAUAUCAGUUCAAGAGAGAGUUGUGACACCAGUCCUGACAGUGGACUCUAACUCCACCAUCAAUGGCAACUGUAAUGUGACUGUGACCUGCAGAGGUCAGAACACCUCUGUCACCUCCAGCUGUAACAGCAGCACCUGCUCUCAGGUGGGAGGAGAGAGUAGAGGGGCUGAGACCUCCACUGUCCCCCUGCUCUCUGUCUAUGUGGCAGGGGGUUUCAUCAUCUGUAACCACAGCAACCAAGUCAGCUGGGCCCCUAACAUGAAGGAGAUCGAAAUGAUUUGUGCAUCCAAUUCUAAACCAGAGCGGGACAAAGAGAACCAAAACUACAAUGUCGGCAUCAUCAUCAUCAUCUUCGUUGAUGUGUCCUGAUUGCUUGGCGGAAGCUGAAUAAAGGUUACAAAGAGGAUAGUAUAAACACAGAGUAUGCUACUGUCAGGGAUGCCGGUGGGCGGAGUUGAGAGGGUCGUCAGCUUCAUGGGAAACACCUGGGCCAGGUGUCUCCCAGGAUAAAUGGACCUCUUCCACAUUCAUGGGGGAGACUCUCUCCAUGCAGACACCUUUGUAGAUUGUGUUGUGGUUCUUGGUGGCCUUUUUGUUUGUUUGCGUUGGCACCUUUCAACACCCUGCAUUCUCACAUUCAUGCAUGCAAAACACUCACUUACACUACUGAUUACUGAUUACACACACCAUUGUAUAUUUUCCUUAGUUGCUUUAGUUAAUAAAUAUAUAUUUUGUUAAUCCUUA
Messenger RNA from Oncorhynchus nerka (sockeye salmon), 1881 nucleotides. Its product is annotated as SLAM family member 5-like. The transcript has 7 exons. Lineage: Eukaryota; Metazoa; Chordata; Actinopteri; Salmoniformes; Salmonidae. Bases 934 to 1506 code for a protein of 190 amino acids. The record is from RefSeq and is a predicted model, not a curated record.